AUGCAGUUCACCACCAUCACCAUCUUGGCCUUGGCCGCUGUUGCCACCGCUGCUCCCACCGAAGCUGUUGAGGCUCGUACUGGUGGCACUGGUGGUACCGGCAGCUGCAGCAACAGCCAGCCCAACGAGGUCUGCUGCUCUGGCCUGCUUCUGGACUGUGUUCUUAGCCUAGGAAACCCCUGCGGUGGACAGGCCUACUGCUGCAACAACAACGUUCUCAAUGGGUCCGGUGGUCUCAUCAACCUCAACCUUAACCUUCUCAACUGUGUCGACAUCCUCUAA
Messenger RNA from Daldinia caldariorum, 282 nucleotides. RefSeq lists its product as uncharacterized. NCBI's taxonomy places the organism in Eukaryota, Fungi, Ascomycota, Sordariomycetes, Xylariales, Hypoxylaceae. The coding region runs from base 1 to 282 and encodes 93 amino acids. The record is from RefSeq and is a predicted model, not a curated record. The transcript has 2 exons.